CCCUCAGCGCUGCCGGCGGGCCCACGGCUGUUUGCCCACUGGAUUCAACCAGCGGCAUUAACUUGAUAAACGAGUUUCCCAAGUGCUGUCGCAGCGGGUAUUAGUCGGGCAAGAAACUGCAGUCGCCUGUGUCUUGCCGGCACAGAGCGGGAGGCCAAACUUGAGAGGGGCUUCUCUGAAGGCGGAUCCAUUUGCUGCUGUUUAUAAAGUCCAAAGAGCACAAAUGUCAGCCAGAUGACCAAAGAAAACUCGAUGUUCAGUCAGGCAAGCAGAAUAAGCACAAGUUGUACAAUGAAUGGUCAGCCCUUGUUAAACAAGGAAUCCAUGGAAGAAAAAGAGCUAGAAAUUCAAAUCAGUUAAAAAAAACAACAGACAUCUUGCAUACCACAAACGUUUAUGAAUGGAAACAGAUCAAUAGAGACCCACAGAUUUUGACAAUGAAGCUACUAGGCAAAGGAAAUGUUGACUUGUUGACUGAAAAAUGCUACUAAGAAUGUUACUCUGGCAUAUUUGUCCAGUCCACAUUGCUAUGGAGGCAAUUCUGUUAGACUGAUGGAAAACAAUGCAGUGAUCAAUCAGCCUGUGAAGAAAGAGAUUGUGCUAGAAAAAAACAAGAUACGACUAAAAGUUUUGCUGCAGAGACAGAAUGAAAAUAAUAUAAUUUGAAUUCCAGCAAAAUCCUGCCAUUUUGACAAGCUGGAUAUUUCGUGAAUUUAUUGACCUACUUACCUAGAACCACUUGAAUUGCAGUUGCAUUAAAGAGAUCUAAUCGACACUGAAAAAAACUCCGUCGUUGCUGUCAGAACCCUUGUGUCCACUGUUGGCUCUCAAAGGUUAUUAAAAUUUUAAAAGCUGAAACAGAACUACCUAAGCUUCACUUACUGCUGCUUCUUCCUCCGCCGUACCGCACUGCACUGCUGCUUUGCUUUCGCUGCUUCACGACACAAUAAGAGAUUUUCUUUAUUAAAUACCUGCAAUGAUGAAACUUAGGCUAGAAGGACUUGCCAUUCUCUUGCUGCCUGUGUACUUGUUAAUAUAUGUGUACAGUAUGCUUGUAUUUAUUCCAUGGUAUUUUCUUACCAAUGCUAAGAAGAAAAAGGCUAUGGCAAAACGUUUAAAAGCUAAGCCCAUCUCGGACAAACCCGGAAGCCCCUACCGUUCCGUCACUCACCUGGACUCACUCGCACACAUAAACAUCCCCGGAGCAGACACCUUGGACAAGCUGUUCGACCACGCUUUGGCAAAGUUUGGGAAGAAGGACUGUCUUGGGACCAGAGAAAUACUGAGUGAAGAAAAUGAAAUGCAACCAAAUGGAAAAGUGUUCAAAAAGUUAAUUUUAGGAGCUUACAGGUGGUUGUCCUAUGAAGAAGUAAAUGAGAAAGUGAAUCGCUUGGGGAGUGGACUGACUGCCCUGGGACUAACCCCCAAGAGCACCGUUGCCAUAUUCUGUGAGACCCGAGCAGAAUGGAUUAUUGCAGCUCUCACCUGCUUCAAGUACAACUUUCCUCUCGUGACGCUGUAUGCCACCCUGGGUGAAGAGGCAGUAACCUAUGGUCUCAAUGAGUGUGGAGCAGCGUAUCUGGUCACUAGUGCAGAACUUCUCGAGAGCAAGCUUAAGACUGCAUUGCCACAAGUCUCCUGUAUUAAACAUAUCAUUUACGUGGACAAGAAGGCUAUCAAUAAAUCAGAAUACCCUGAAAAUGUGGAGAUUCACAGCAUGCAGACAGUAGAAGAGCUGGGAGCCAAACCAGAAAACUCAAGCAUUCUGCCCUGCAGACCUGUUCCUACAGACUUGGCUUUAGUAAUGUACACCAGUGGCUCUACUGGGAGACCUAAAGGAGUGAUGAUGAUGCAUAAAAACUUAAUAGCUGGAAUGACAGGACAAUGCGAGAGAAUACCUGGACUGGGGCCCAAGGACACUUACAUCGGGUACCUGCCUCUGGCCCACGUUCUGGAGCUGACGGCAGAGAUCUCCUGCAUCACCUACGGCUGCAGGAUCGGCUACUCCUCGCCACUCACGCUCUCCGACCAGUCAAGUAAAAUUAAGAAGGGAAGCAAAGGAGACUGCACUGUACUUAAGCCUACACUGAUGGCAGCUGUGCCUGAAAUAAUGGACAGAAUUUAUAAAAAUGUUAUGAGUAAAGUGCAAGAGAUGAACUAUAUUCAGAGAACUCUGUUCAAGAUAGGCUACGACUACAAACUGGAACAAAUCAAGCGGGGGUAUGAUGCACCUCUGUGUAAUGUACUAUUGUUUAAAAAAGUAAAGGCCCUCCUGGGAGGGAAUGUCCGUAUGAUGCUUUCUGGAGGAGCACCACUCUCCCCUCAAACACAGAGAUUCAUGAACAUCUGUUUUUGCUGUCCUGUUGGUCAAGGCUACGGACUAACAGAAACAUGUGGAGCUGGAACAAUUACAGAAGCUGCUGAUUACAGCACCGGCAGAGUUGGAGCUCCUCUUAUUUGUUGUGAAAUAAAAUUGAGAGACUGGCAAGAAGGGGGCUACACGAAUAAAGACAAGCCUAAUCCGAGAGGAGAAAUUAUAAUUGGUGGACCUAAUGUCUCAAUGGGAUAUUUUAAAAAUGAAGAGAAGACAACAGAAGAGUUCUGCAUUGAUGAGAAUGGUCAGAGAUGGUUCUGUACAGGAGACAUAGGGGAAUUUCAUCCGGAUGGGUGUCUGCAGAUCAUAGAUCGUAAGAAAGACUUGGUGAAGCUACAAGCAGGAGAGUACGUAUCGCUGGGCAAGGUAGAGGCAGCGCUGAAGAACUGCCCAUUGAUUGACAAUAUCUGUGCUUAUGCCAAAAGUGACCAGUCCUACGUGAUCAGUUUUGUGGUCCCCAAUCAGAAGAAGCUGACGGCAUUAGCUGAGCAGAAGGGCAUCAGUGGGACCUGGGUGGAUAUUUGUAACAAUCCUACGAUGGAAGCUGAAAUACUGCGAGAGAUUAAAGAAGUGGCAAACAAGAUGAAAUUAGAAAGGUUUGAAAUUCCCAUCAAAGUACGGUUAAGCCCUGAACCAUGGACCCCGGAGACUGGGUUAGUGACAGAUGCUUUCAAGCUGAAAAGGAAAGAACUGAAAAACCAUUACCUCAACGACAUCGAAAGAAUGUACGGAGGCAAAUAAACAAGCUGUGUUGACCAGACAGUUGUGCAGAUGGUUCCUUCUCAUGCCUUGGUUUUGGAUGUCUGUGUAUGCUGUAGAUAUCACACAUUCAGAAAAUAUACCAAAUGGGUGAAUGUUUCUGUAAUCUCUAUUGAGUACAACAGAGAAUAUCUUAGACUCCAAAUUCUUAAUUAUUAGCAGAUUAGACACUGAUGGUCUUCAUAGAGUUUCAUGUGAUCAUCUCCAGUUUUGAGACAGACAUCAUAAUGUGAAGCAGUAUGACCAGGUAAUUUUGUUAUUACUGUGUCUCUAGCACAUUUCAGACUCUUGCAACUUCAAUUCAUUCUGAAGCCUGGCCUAUAUUUUAAA
This is a messenger RNA of Calidris pugnax (ruff), 3463 nucleotides long. RefSeq names its product acyl-CoA synthetase long-chain family member 4 (gene ACSL4). Lineage: Eukaryota; Metazoa; Chordata; Aves; Charadriiformes; Scolopacidae. The transcript is spliced from 21 exons. Gene Ontology annotation, cellular component: plasma membrane; endoplasmic reticulum; lipid droplet. The record is from RefSeq and is a predicted model, not a curated record. Gene Ontology annotation, biological process: long-chain fatty acid metabolic process; long-chain fatty-acyl-CoA metabolic process; neuron differentiation. Gene Ontology annotation, molecular function: arachidonate-CoA ligase activity. Bases 977 to 3115 code for a protein of 712 amino acids.